CGCGAAACAGAUCGCGCGAGCGCGCGACGCACGAACGCGCGAACGAACGAGGCAUCGAACGAGGUCGAACGUCGGCGCGCGAAGCGGACGCGAUGGGCGGACACUCGAUCAACGAUGCGUACGAAAAGCUGGAAAAGAUUGGACAGGGGACGUACGGGAAGGUGUACAAGGCGCGCGAACGGGCGAACGGACGGCUGGUGGCGCUGAAGAAGACGAGGUUGGAGAUGGAGGAGGAGGGCGUGCCGUCGACGGCGCUGCGAGAGGUGAGCCUGUUGCAAAUGUUGAGCGAGAGCCCGUACAUCGUGCGAUUGCUUCGCGUCGAGCACGUGGAGGAAGACGGCAAGGCGAUGCUGUAUCUGGUGUUCGAAUUCUUGGAUCAAGAUUUGAAGCAAUACAUGGAUAUGACUGGACGCGGGCCGACGAACCCGUUGCCGACGAGCGUGGUGCAAAACUACAUGUACCAGCUGUGUUUGGGGUGCGCGCACUUGCACAAGCACGGGGUGAUGCAUCGGGAUUUGAAACCGCAGAACAUGCUGGUGGAUAAGGCGAAGAAUCUGCUCAAGAUUGCGGAUUUAGGACUCGGUAGAGCGUUCAGCGUGCCGGUGAAGAGUUACACGCACGAAAUCGUCACGCUGUGGUAUCGCGCGCCCGAAGUCUUGCUCGGGGGCUCGCAUUACUCCACUCCGGUCGAUAUGUGGAGCGUCGGGUGUAUGUUUGCCGAGAUGGCGCGCAAGCAACCGCUUUUCCCGGGUGACUCCGAGCUUCAACAGUUGUUGCACAUCUUCAAGCUUCUCGGAACGCCGAGCGAGCAAACGUGGCCGGGCGUCUCCAACCUUCGCGACUGGCACGAGUUCCCGCAGUGGAAGCCGCAAGAUCUGUCCAAGGUGAUCCCGCAGCUCGACGAGCACGGCAUCGACUUGCUCUCCAAGCUUCUCGUCUACGAUCCUGCCAAGCGCAUCCACGCCACGGACGCCUUGGAGCACCCGUACUUUGACUCUCUCGACAAGUCGCAGUUCGAGCAAAUCGAACGCGAGUUCGAAAUCGAGUUCGCGCAAGAAAAGGAGAAUCGCAUGGCGCAAUGAUUCACUCGUCGCACGACCGAUCGACGCACGAUCAGCGGUUUUCACCGCUAACUUAAUCACUCACACUUCAUU
Molecule: messenger RNA, 1154 nt
Organism: Ostreococcus lucimarinus CCE9901
Lineage: Eukaryota; Viridiplantae; Chlorophyta; Mamiellophyceae; Mamiellales; Bathycoccaceae
Exons: 1
Coding region: 93-1082 (329 amino acids)
Biological process (GO): protein phosphorylation; signal transduction; regulation of G2/M transition of mitotic cell cycle
Cellular component (GO): cytoplasm; cyclin-dependent protein kinase holoenzyme complex; nucleus
Molecular function (GO): cyclin-dependent protein serine/threonine kinase activity; ATP binding; cyclin binding
Source: RefSeq, a predicted model, not a curated record